Knipowitschia caucasica is the source of this 1386-nucleotide messenger RNA. The record is from the annotation of a GenBank genome assembly. NCBI's taxonomy places the organism in Eukaryota, Metazoa, Chordata, Actinopteri, Gobiiformes, Gobiidae.
AUGAAUCUGAAUCUGAUCUUCGUCAACAAACCCAACGCUCAGCUGACAGCAGCGAGUCUGGACCUGCCGUUCUCUGCGUUUGCUCCCAGAAGUUUGGAGGCAGAAGAACAUGACCACAUGGUGCAGCCCCCGGACUCCCCCUCAGCCUCCUCUCCCCUCCAGGGCAGUCUACACUCUCAGGGCUCUGAAAGCUCCGGGCCGCAGGACGACUUCGUCAUGGUCGACUUUAGCUCCAAGACGAAAGUGGACACGAUUGUUACGUCCAAAACGAGAGAAGGAGAAGAGAGGAGGAGAAGAGAGGAGGGGAAGAGAGGAGGGGAAGAGAGGAGGAGAAGAGAGGAGAAGAGGAGGAGAGAGGAGGAGAAGAGAGGAGGAGAGGAGGAGAAGAGAGGAGGAGAAGAAGAGAGAAGAAGAGAGGAGGAGAAGAGAGGAGGAGAAGAGAGGAGGAGAAGAGGAGGAGAAGAGAGGAGAAGAGAGGAGGAGAACAGAGGAGGAGAAGAGAGGAGGGGAAGAGAGGAGGGGAAGAAGAGAGAAGAAGAGAGGAGGGGAAGGGAGGAGGAGAAGAGAGGAGGGGAAGGGAGGAGGAGAAGAGAGGAGGGGAAGGGAGGAGGAGAAGAGAGGAGAAGAGAGGAGAAGAGAGGAGGAGAACAGAGGAGGAGAAGAGAGGAGGAAGAGAGGAGGGGAAGAAGAGAGAAGAAGAGAGGAGGGGAAGGGAGGAGGAGAAGAGAGGAGGGGAAGAGAGGAGGGGAAGGGGAGGAGAAGAGAGGAGGGGAAGAAGAGAGGAGAAGAGAGGAGGGGAAGGGAGGAGGAGAAGAGAGGAGGGGAAGAAGAGGAGAAGGGAGGAGGGGAAGAGAGAGGAGGAGAAGAAGAGAGAAGAAGAGAGGAGGGGAAGAGAGGAGGGGAAGAAGAGAGAAGAAGAGAGGAGGGGAAGAAGAGAGGAGAAGAGAGGAGGGGAAGGGAGGAGGAGAAGAGAGGAGGGGAAGAAGAGGAGAAGGGAGGAGGGGAAGAGAGGAGGAGAAGAAGAGAGAAGAAGAGAGGAGGAGAAGGGAGGAGGGGAAGAAGAGGAGGGGAAGAAGAGAGAAGAAGAGAGGAGGGGAAGAGGAGGAGGGGAAGAAGAGAGAAGAAGAGAGGAGGGGGAAGAAGAGAGGAGAAGAGAGGAGGGGAAGGGAGGAGGAGAAGAGAGGAGGGGAAGAAGAGGAGAAGGGAGGAGGGGAAGAGAGGAGGAGAAGAAGAGAGAAGAAGAGAGGAGGAGAAGGGAGGAGGGGAAGAGAGGAGGAGAAGAAGAGAGAAGAAGAGAGGAGGGGAAGGGAGGAGGAGAAGAGAGGAGGAGAAGAGAGGAGGGGAAGGGAGGAGGAGAAGAGAGGAGGAGAAGAGAGGAGGGGUUAA